UAGAUUACUAAUUUUGGAGAGAGAGAGAGAGAGAGAGAGAGAGAGAGAGAGAGACAAACAUUUGAGAUGAAGAUCAUUAAGACUUCGAUCCUAGCACUUUUCUUUCUUCUUCCUUUUGUAGUGGCUGACCUUAGGGUUAAUUUCUAUACUGCUACCUGCCCCCGAGCUGAAUCAAUCAUACGUCAACUUGUGCAGAAACGGUUUGCAACUGAUUCAUCUAUCACUGGGGCCUUGCUUCGCAUGCAUUUCCAUGACUGCUUUGUUCGGGGUUGUGAUGCAUCCAUACUUAUAGAUUCAACCAAAAAUAAGUCAUCUGAAAAAUCGGCAGGGCCAAACUUGACUGUACGAGGAUACGAGCUUAUUGACGAGAUCAAGAAAAGCCUAGAGGCUGCAUGCCCUUCAACUGUAUCCUGUGCUGAUAUUGUAACCCUAGCAACCCGGGAUUCAGUGGUUCUUGCAGGAGGGCCAAACUAUGCUGCUCCAACAGGACGCCGUGACGGGCUCGUAUCAAACCCUGACGACGUUAACUUGCCUGGUCCAUCAUUUUCAGUAUCUCAGGCAUUGCGAUCUUUCACUGUCAAAGGGAUGACCCUAAAUGACAUGGUGACCCUAUUGGGUGCACACACGGUUGGUUUUGCCCACUGUAAUUUUUUCCAAGAUAGGCUUUCAAAUUUUCAAGGGUCAGGAUCUCCUGAUCCGUCAAUGGAUCCAGCUUUGGUUUCAAAGUUGAGCACACUUUGUGCAGCUAGUAACAACCCCACUACAUUUUUGGACCAAAACACAUCUUCCACUUUUGAUAACCAGUUCUACAACCAGAUUCUUUUUAAAAGAGGUGUGUUGCAGAUUGACCAAGAGCUUGCUUCGGAUACAUCUACGGCUGGUAUUGUUUCUGGAUUUGCAUCAAACGGCGUGAGGUUCAGUCAGAGCUUUGCAACUGCUAUGUUAAAGAUGGGGAGUCUCCAUGUUCUGGUUGGAAAUGCGGGUGAAAUUAGGAAAAACUGUAGGGCUUUUAAUCCUGCCAAGUCAAAGAACUAAAUUAUGUUAAGAGGGCUCUAAUUAAUUGUUAAUUAGUUUCAGUAUUCUUUGCUGUGGAGAAUCUGAAGAAAUAAGUCUUACUAAGUCGUUGUGCAUGGUGUUAGAAAAUCUGAAUUUCAUUGAAUGAAUAAUAAAGUUACACCAUUGUUGUUUA
Pyrus x bretschneideri (Chinese white pear) is the source of this 1189-nucleotide messenger RNA. RefSeq names its product peroxidase 57. Lineage: Eukaryota; Viridiplantae; Streptophyta; Magnoliopsida; Rosales; Rosaceae. Gene Ontology annotation, biological process: hydrogen peroxide catabolic process; response to oxidative stress. The record is from RefSeq and is a predicted model, not a curated record. The coding region runs from base 67 to 1035 and encodes 322 amino acids. Gene Ontology annotation, molecular function: peroxidase activity; heme binding. Gene Ontology annotation, cellular component: plant-type cell wall; plasmodesma. The transcript is spliced from 2 exons.